Messenger RNA from Phragmites australis (common reed), 1258 nucleotides. Its product is annotated as MDIS1-interacting receptor like kinase 2-like. Gene Ontology annotation, molecular function: protein kinase activity; ATP binding. The record is from RefSeq and is a predicted model, not a curated record. Bases 156 to 926 code for a protein of 256 amino acids. Gene Ontology annotation, biological process: protein phosphorylation. Lineage: Eukaryota; Viridiplantae; Streptophyta; Magnoliopsida; Poales; Poaceae. The transcript has 2 exons.
CGCCGGGAGCGAGCUAAACAAAGACCACCACGCUCUCCAGUCUCCACGCUCCAGCGCUCGCACGGGCACGGCAGGCACGGCAAUGCCGACGCCGCCGCCACCCGCCGCCGCGCGCCUCAUCCCACUAUUCCUCCUCCUCGCCGUCUGGGUCGCCAAUGCUGCGACGCCACCGUCGCAGGCGGACGCGUUGCUCGCGUGGAAGUCGAGCCUGGGUAACCCGGCCGCGCUCUCCACCUGGACGAACGCCACCGCGGUGUGCGUACCUGGUGUAUGAGUACCUGGAGAGGGGCAGCUUGGGGAAGACGUUGUACGGGGAGGAAGGCAAGAAGCUGGACUGGGGCAUGAGGGUGAAGGUUGUCCAAGGUGUUGCCCAUGCCCUGGCCUACCUGCACCAUGACUGCAACCCGGCCAUUGUUCACCGUGACAUCACCGUGAACAACAUCCUGCUUGAGUCGGAAUUCGAACCGCGGCUGUCUGAUUUUGGCACGGCGAAGCUGCUUGGGUCUGCUUCCACAAACUGGACUUCUGUAGCAGGAUCAUAUGGCUACAUGGCUCCAGAAUUGGCAUACACAAUGAGGGUCACGGAGAAAUGCGAUGUCUACAGCUUCGGAGUUGUUGCUCUGGAGGUGAUGAUGGGGAAGCAUCCUGGUGACCUCUUAACCUCCCUUCCGGCUAUCUCCUCUUCAAAAGAAGAUGAUUUACUACUCAAGGACAUACUAGACCAGCGGUUGGAUACUCCAACGGGUGAGCAUGCAGAAGAAAUUGUGGUCAUCGUGAGAAUUGCGCUUGCUUGCACACGAGCAAAUCCUGAAUUGCGGCCUUCCAUACGAUCAGUGGCUCAAGAGAUUUCCGCGCAUACUCAAGCUUGCCUUUCUGAAUCAUUCCGACUAAUCACAGUAAGCAAGCUGACAGACUAUCAAAAGUGAUGUCUACCUGUGCAGAUGGAGGGCAGCUAUUGAUUUUGUACAAUGCAGUUGGCGACGUUAAGUUUCUCUCUGUUUUAAUGGCAAAGACGAACUGGAAAAUCAUACCGGUAUAACUGGUUGAUAGACGAUGAAACUAUUCUGAAGAUCGUCAGAAAUCUGUCUGUAGUCAAACGUAAGAUGGAUAGUAGAAAAGCAACAAAUUGUAAGAGAAGUGCCCUUAAGCCACUUCUUUCUUUUUUUCUUUCUCUCGAUUGGAUGAGAGUUUUCUCUGAAUGGAUAACGGAUAUAUGUGUCACUGCUUGAAUAGUUUCAUGUACAUGUUGCUUCAACAA